Oppia nitens is the source of this 526-nucleotide messenger RNA. RefSeq names its product 26S proteasome complex subunit SEM1-like (gene Sem1). The record is from RefSeq and is a predicted model, not a curated record. Gene Ontology annotation, cellular component: proteasome complex; proteasome regulatory particle, lid subcomplex. The transcript has 3 exons. Gene Ontology annotation, biological process: double-strand break repair via homologous recombination; proteasome assembly; mRNA export from nucleus. The coding region runs from base 69 to 350 and encodes 93 amino acids. NCBI's taxonomy places the organism in Eukaryota, Metazoa, Arthropoda, Arachnida, Sarcoptiformes, Oppiidae.
CACAUUUGGUCCAUAAAGUGAAACACAGUUUUGUUGAAUCAUUCAAAUCACACUUCAAUUGUUAAGCAAUGGCUGAUCGCAUCCACAAACAGACCAAUGGAUCCAAAGCUAAGGACAAUAAAAUGAAGGAUUCAAAGGAUACCAAAGCAGACAAAAGUGAACAGAAAGUUGAUUUGGGUUUACUUGAAGAGGACGACGAGUUUGAAGAGUUUCCCGCAGAAGUCUGGAAGGAGAAGUGUGAUAAUGAGGAAGACGUGAAUCUAUGGGAAGACAAUUGGGACGACGACAACAUUGAAGAGGACUUUAGCAAACAACUCAAGUCAGAAUUAGAGAAGAAGACAUUUGCUUAAAGUGUAUUCAUUAUUCAUCUGUUUAUAUAUAUAUAUAUAUAUUUGUACGACAAUUGUCUUCAUUUACAUCUCAAAAGAAACUUUCUUUAUGUCUAUCAAAACAAAUUCAAUUCAAAAAUUUAAUUAUUAAAUAUUAUAUUUUAAAAAUUGAUUUAAAUUAAUAAAUAUAUUGUUUU